This is a messenger RNA of Stegostoma tigrinum, 3308 nucleotides long. RefSeq names its product diacylglycerol kinase, epsilon (gene dgke). Gene Ontology annotation, molecular function: ATP-dependent diacylglycerol kinase activity. The coding region runs from base 83 to 1834 and encodes 583 amino acids. NCBI's taxonomy places the organism in Eukaryota, Metazoa, Chordata, Chondrichthyes, Orectolobiformes, Stegostomatidae. The transcript is spliced from 10 exons. The record is from RefSeq and is a predicted model, not a curated record.
CGCCUCCAGCUCCUGCGGUGCGCGGCCUCGCUGCCUCCUGAGCGUGUCCCUCGGCGGGGCCCGGCCGGGCCGGGCCGCGCCGAUGGCUGAAUCCGGCGACCAGGAGGAGUCCGAUACUGCGGGAGAAGCUCAGGCAGAGGGCGAGGCCUCACCUUGGGCCUGUGCCGAGUACCGGCUGCUGGUGUGGACGGCGGCUGCUGUGCUGGUGCCCGUGUUACUGACGCUGUGGUGCAGCGUGAGGAGGGCCCGGCGAGAAGAGGCUCUGAGGAGAGGCCCCGGUCUGGGCCUAGGCUUGGGGCCCUCGCCCGGUGCCUCGGCCCACAGUUGGCGCUACAUCGACCUCUUCAUGCGCCCCACUUACUGCAGCGUGUGCGGCCAGGCCACUCUUCGCGGCUCCUACUGCCCUUGCUGCGGCCUCUGUGUCGAUGAUUCGUGCCUGGCCCGCGCCGAGCGCCGGCUCCGCUGUAAAGAGGCGGUGCAGCCGGCUCCGGCUCCGGCCCAGGCCCAGGCCCACCACUGGGUCCGCGGGAACCUGCCGAUCUGUAACUCGUGCUCGGUGUGCGGCCUGCAGUGCGGCUCGCAGCCUCGGCUCUGUGAUUACCGCUGUGUCUGGUGCCAGCGGGUGGCUCACGAUGGCUGCGUGGUCCAGCUCCCCGCCGCCUGUGACCUGGGCCCGCUACGGCGCGCCGUCAUCCCCCCGCGGUAUCUCUACACGGCCCGGCGGCGGCGGCCGGGCUCCAGGGACCUUCUCAGCCAGCUCUCUUCCAUGUGCCCAGAAGACUGGACCCCAGUUCUCGUCCUGGCAAAUGUUCGCAGUGGAAACAACAUGGCUCAGGAUCUGAUGGGAGAAUUUCAAACCCUCCUUAAUCCCAUUCAGGUUGUUGAUCUCGAUUCCUCAACUCCAUACAAAGCUUUGCAGUUGUGCACACUUCUACCAAAACACACAACGAGAGUGCUGGUUUGUGGGGGAGAUGGGACAGUAGGCUGGGUGCUGGACGCCAUUGAUGAAAUGAAAUACAAGGGACAGGAGCAGUACAUGCCAUAUGUGGCUGUUCUCCCUCUUGGAACAGGCAAUGAUUUGUCAAACACUCUCGGCUGGGGUGCUGGAUACACUGGUGAUGUCACAACGGAAGAGAUUCUUCAGAAUGUUCUAGCCGGGGAGGUAACCAAAUUAGAUCGGUGGAGUGUACGGGUGACAAAGGGAUUUUACAGCUUUCACAGGCCCAAGAUUUACACGAUGAACAAUUAUUUCUCCAUUGGCCCAGAUGCUCUCAUGGCUUUAAACUUCCACGAAUGCAGGCAGCAAAGCCCUUUCCUUUUCUCCAAUCGGAUUAUUAAUAAGGCAGUUUAUUUCUUCUAUGGGACCAGAGACUGUUUAGUUCAAGCUUGCAAAAAUCUGGAUCAGAAGAUUGAGUUGGAGCUGGAUGGGGAAAGGAUUGCAUUGCCGAAACUGGAGGGGAUUAUCGUUCUCAACAUUGCUUACUGGGGAGGGGGCUGUCGGCUUUGGGAAGGCACAGGGGACAAGUCUUAUCCUCCUGCCAGUCAUAGUGAUGGGCUGUUGGAAGUAGUUGGUGUUUAUGGCUCAUUCCAUUGUGCUCAAAUCCACGUGAAAUUGGCCAACCCAGUACGACUGGGCCAGGCCCACACUGUCAGACUGAUUCUGAAGAACUCGGUGAUGCCCAUGCAGGUUGAUGGGGAACCCUGGGUUCAGGGACCAUGUACUGUUGUGAUCACUCACAAAACCCAAGCACUGAUGAUUUCACCAUCAAAACAGCAGCCAGAGGAUGAUCUCCCGAGUGGGAGUGCAUCAGCACAAGGCACAGUGAAAAGUUGAUACUGGCAUUCAGAGAGAUACAGAGGCUAUCCUGUCCAAACUGCCUGUCUGUGGGGUUGAAGGGGUGUCUGUCGUAACAGGGAAAGAUGCACUUUACCAGAGUAACUUUACUCCUCUCAGCUUGACUGAUGAUGAGCAGAAAGAGAUGACAGCCGAGAAACAUCAGAUACUGCGAUCCAUGAGAGAGCUGGAGGGAGGGAGUGUGAUCACUGUGGCUGGGGGAUCCCCUGAUCCUUGGGAUUGGGCAUGAUUACUUUGUGGGAAAUUGUUUGCUGCAGGACAGUGGAGGGACAACAGGAAUCGGGGUGGGGGAUGAUUUCUGAUUACAUCUGCAAGAGCUGUCUUGUAGAGGGAAAUUUACUCCGAAUCUGACCCUGUGCUAUCCCCGUCCUGGGAGUGUUUCUUGGGGACAGUGUAGAGAGAGCUUUACCCUACCCUGUAUUUAAUCCGGUGCUGUCCCUGUCCUGGGAGUGUUUGAUGGAGACAGGGUCAGGGUUGAAGUAUGUUAUCUUCCCAAAUACAAUGUUUACCAAAGGCAGCGUGCUGACCCUGUCCCCUCUCCCCCACGGUCUUGUUUAGUUAAUACAGUUCCCCCACAUUGGUAAUUCCCAGCAGAUAGAUUGGGUUGGCUGGUUUAAUUUUUGCUGCCCCUCCCCUGGACCAGCUUUCUGUUUCUGAAGUUAUUGUUUCUGGAUCGUUGUGGUUUACAGUUUAUUUUUUGUCUUGCUGUGUUUGCACUGAUUCUGGACCUAAUUGAGUCUUUGCACUGUGGCUGUUUACCGUGGUUAUUGUUACUGCUUCAUCCAUAUUCUUACUGCAGGAAUCUGGAUUGCACUGCUGAUAGCUGACACUGUCUGAGUUGCAGGUCAACAACUGACUGGCUGGCUGAAAACAGGUUAACAACAUUUCUGUAACCAAGAGAAAAGUCCCAAACUGCUUCCUAGGUGCAGUUCUCAAACACAAUUGGACCCUGAGCCACAUCAGGAGAUUAAAACGAGAGAGAGAGAAAUUUUAAAGGCUAAGGAGGUCUGAGGCUAAGCUUUGUUUGUGGCUUUCAUGGAAACACAGAACCGAGAGGCACCUGGAGAGGUCCAGGUUCUGCUAUACCCCAGGCCCCACAAUCCCUCAUCAGUGGGGGUCAUGAAGUGAGGCUGCUCCUGGGGAUUGGGGGAAUGGAGGGGAUUGUGUUUGGACCGUGCCGAACUGUUGUUAACCCCACUUCCACCCUGAUCAGGAUUGAGUAUUUGGGUGAGACUGAUUCUGCUCUUGAACCAGAUUCUGUCUUUUUCCCUGAUUUGGAAAGUGGUCUCCAUAUGUCACAUUUUUAUCUUCCCUUGCUCCUGGGAGCAGUGAUGUCGUGUUCUCAUUCCAUCUGUUGUAAUUUGUGUAAAUGGGGAGGGAAGAUUAAUGUCCUGAUUGUGGUUAAACUUUGUGUCAUAAAUAAUGUGAAAUAAAUUUAGCGCUAGCUCUAUAA